This is a messenger RNA of Pyricularia oryzae 70-15, 1324 nucleotides long. Its product is annotated as CutC family protein. The transcript has a single exon. Gene Ontology annotation, molecular function: copper ion binding. The record is from RefSeq and is a predicted model, not a curated record. Bases 127 to 975 code for a protein of 282 amino acids. Lineage: Eukaryota; Fungi; Ascomycota; Sordariomycetes; Magnaporthales; Pyriculariaceae.
CGAACCUACCCUAUGUUAGUUUUGUCUCUGCUGCACAGGAUAGGUGGGUAAAUGCCGGCCUACCUUACCUAGGUAACCAGAGCUAGACUCAUCAGCAGCACAAUAUCACAAUUGACCAUCGAACCAAUGAAUCAUCUCGAGGUCCCCGUCUUCUCACCCUCCUCGGCCCGGCAGGUCGCGGCUCUUGGUGUCAACCGGAUCGAGCUCAACGCGGCUGGGUCGUAUGGCGAAGGCGGCCUCACGCCGUCGCUAGCCGAGCUCUCCGAGCUUCUGUCGUCGACUGCCGCCGCCCCCGCCAGCCAAAGCCAGCGCGUGCCCGUCCGCGUCAUGAUCCGGCCCCGGGGGCCCCCACCUGCCCCAUCUGCCGACUUCAUUUAUAACCCCCAGGAGCUAAAGGCCGGGAUGCGGGAUGCCAUCGUCGCCUUCAAGGAAUCCAACCUGAUGCACGCUGAGCUGGGAGACGGAUUCGUCUUUGGGAUCCUGAAGCAGCAGGCGUCAGCAUCAGACGAGGUUGUCGUCGACGUGGACCGCAACCGAGAGCUCGUGCGUCUCGCCCAACCCUAUACCUGCGUGUUCCACCGCGCCUUUGACGACGUCGUGGGCUCCACCGACAGGCAAGAGGCGUCGCUAGGUCAGGCGCUUGAAGACGUGGUCGCGUGCGGCUUCGGCGGCAUCCUCACCUCCGGCGGCCCAGGCAACGCGCCCGACAACGUCGAGACGCUGCGGCACAUCGUCUGCCUGGCAAGCGCCAGGAACAUCGAGAUCAUCGCCGGCGGCGGCGUCCGCGCUCGGAACGCUCAAAGCAUCAUCCGAGAGGCGCUCAGGGCACAGGGUCCAAAUGACUGCGGCGACGACAAGGGCGCGCGCUGGCUGCAUUCUUCAUGUCUGACCUCGAGCGCGGUGGGAGACGUCGGCGAUCGAGAGAUUGACAAGUCUGAGGUGACGAGUCUGUUGCAAGUGCUGAGACACGGCUGAGGCCAUGCGUAUAUGCCUGCCUUCUAAAUACACACCUACCUGUCACUAUGUGCAUUCAAGUGAUUUGUCGAUAUAUCACAGCAGCAGCUCGUCUGCAUCCCUAUUGAAUAUCUUGCAUUUUCCCCUGUCUUGCUUUGAUUCGCUCAAGAGUAUAUUUUUCACCAGACGGUGCUAGAGCCUCCUCCAAGUGAGUCCCAACGCUGCCAAGCAAUCGCUGAAAACACCAACUCGCAUGUUUCGAGAUGCGCCAUGGCUACGGAUCCAUAGUUCGCACUCGCCCCGGCCCGGACGCCUAGUCCCAGCGAACUGAUCACAGCAAGACGGACGCUAAGCUAUAGUCUAGACUCGU